This is a messenger RNA of Moneuplotes crassus, 720 nucleotides long. NCBI's taxonomy places the organism in Eukaryota, Ciliophora, Spirotrichea, Euplotida, Euplotidae. The record is from the annotation of a GenBank genome assembly.
UUUUUAGAGAAAUUAUCAUAAAUUUAAAGCGAAUUACCAAAUUUAUAUGGAAUUUUCAAAUCUAGGUGAACAUUGCCAUUAUAAGUACUGCAGACAGCUAGACUAUCUGCCUUUUCAAUGUUAGUCCUGAAUGCACAAGUUCUGCAAGGACCAUCGCAGAUAUGAGGAUCAUGAGUGCACAGCUCCUCGUGAUGAUGGAAAAGUCAAGACUCAGGUCCUCAGUAUUGCUGAAAUUAAUAGAAGGAAGGAUAAGUGACAGGGGUGCAGGAAGAAGCUCACUGCUUUAAAUAAGACUAUUUGUGAGCAUUGAUCACUCCCAGUGUGCUUGAAACAUAGAUUUCAAUCUGAUCAUAAUUGUGUCGGGAAGAAAGCUUCAAGGAAGAAAUCAAAGAUUCUACAGCGGAAUUCUGGAAUUCAGAGAAGCUUAGAGGCUCAUAAGGAGGAGUCUAAAACUCAAGAAGUUGACAGUGAGUUCUUACCGAAUGGAAAAUGCCCAACUUGUGGAGAAGAAUUUGCUGACUUUGUGAAGUUAAUCAACCACUGUGAAGAACACUUACUUCAGGAAGUGUCAGUUCAUGCAGCUUGAGAAGAAGAAGAAUCAUGCCCAAUUUGACAAAAUAAGUAUCCAGUGUCAGAGCUGGUCUCUCACUGAGAGAUAGUGCAUGCUUUAGCUUAAGCUAGAGAAUUUCAACCAAAUUUAUAUGCUUAAAGACAAUUUCA